Lucilia cuprina (Australian sheep blowfly) is the source of this 1471-nucleotide messenger RNA. RefSeq names its product homeobox protein slou-like. The coding region runs from base 1 to 489 and encodes 162 amino acids. The transcript has 2 exons. NCBI's taxonomy places the organism in Eukaryota, Metazoa, Arthropoda, Insecta, Diptera, Calliphoridae. The record is from RefSeq and is a predicted model, not a curated record.
AUGCCACCUGGUGGGGCUGGAAAUAAUCAAAGUGCGUCAUCGUCUUCGACGAGAGGUCAAGUCUAUCAUCAUGGACUACCACCGCCUCCCACCUCUCAUCAUCAGCAUCAUCCACAUCAUCAGUAUGCUGCACAAAACCCAACGGCGCAUCAGUUCUCAUAUCACCAUCCACAUCACCUGCAACAGCAGUAUCAAAGGGGAAAGCCAACAACUGGCGUCAAUCCACAUCAUCCACAUCCAGCACAUCCCCAUCCACCUCACCACCAUGGUCAUGGCCAUACACCACCACAUACACAGUCUGAACUCUUGCACUGGUGGCCACCACCGUCAUCUGCACCAGUACCUCCUCCCUCCUCAAUGUCUCUAUCACAGGCAAGUGCCGUCUCAACAUCGGCCGCAUCAGCUGCUUCACAAUCUUCAACUUCUUCAACUGCAUCUUCUGCAACGACAACAACUACAAAAACUAAGAGAGGCGAUGUUUUAUUUUAAAUUAUUAAUUUAGUCUUUAAGUAAAUAGAAACGACGACAAACAACUACAUAGGAAACAAAAGGACAAAAUUAAUGAAAUUAUAUUGUGUGUAUGUAUUAAUAUUUAAAAAAAGGAUGUAAAAAUUGUAAGAAGUUUUUACGAAACAAAAUCAAUUUGUUUCCCUGGUUUUUUGUGAUGAACUUUGUUAAAGGUAUAUGGAAAAUAUCUUAUGUUUUUAGAUAUUUAUUAUUUUAUCUGUUAUAGGAGAAAUAAUUAAGAAUUGAAACUAUUCAAAUGAAAUUGUUUAAUUUCGAUUUAUUUUCUUUUAAGUUUUAAUUUUCACUUAAAUGAAAUUGUUUAAAAAUAUUAUUAUCAUUCCAUAAAACCAUUCAUAUUCACUUUCUUAAUUGAACUCUGUUUCAAUAUCUAUGAUGGAAAUUUUAUUUUCAACUUUGUGUAAUUUUCAUAUUUGUUUUAAAUCAUAAUAUUUCUCUUCUAGAUGUUGAACAAAGAAGUUUUUUUUUGGAAUUUUUCUUUAAUAUUUUCCUUUAUUCAAAUUGCUAUUAUUUUAUUUUGUUUGACUUUUGGUUUUGAAUCUGUUACAACUUGAAUGAUGGAAAAUAUCCUAAUCCUAAUUUCAAAUGUAUUUUAAAGAAAAAUUUUAUAAAUUCACACAAAAAAUUUCUUAAAAACAUUCGAAUUUAUUGUAAUUUAAUUUUAUCUAGAAUACAUAGUGAAUGCUUUUGUGGAAUGAUGACAAAGGACUUAAUAUUUUUAAAUAAUUCUUGUUCGACCACUAAUUUGUAAAACAAACAUAUUUCUGAGAUUUUCAAAAAAUAUACCGUCUCUCACCUGGCGAUACAGCUGCCGAAAGUGUUACUCAGAACAUUCUGGAGCAAAGAUUCAACUGUAGUCAAAACUGUAGACUACAUUAUAGACUAGACUAUGGACUAUAGACUAGACUAGACUAUAGACUAGACUAUGGACUAUAGACUAGACUAU